AUGGGUAGAGGCCCGAAGAAACAUCAGAAGCGCCUCAGCGCACCGUCACACUGGCUGUUGGACAAGCUCUCGGGUGCCUAUGCCCCAAAGGCAUCCCCGGGUCCUCACAAAGGCCGUGACAGCUUGCCUCUGAUUGUCUUCAUUCGUAACCGCCUCAAGUAUGCCCUGAACGGCCGCGAGACCACUGCCAUUCUUAUGCAGCGCCUCAUCAAAGUCGACGGCAAGGUUCGAACUGACCAUACCUAUCCCGCUGGCUUCAUGGAUGUCAUCUCUAUUGAGAAGACUGGCGAGCACUUCCGUCUGAUCUACGAUACAAAAGGUCGCUUCGCAGUGCACCGCAUUGAACAAGCUGAGGCAGAAUACAAACUUGGCAAGGUCAAGAGAGUUCAGGUUGGCAAGGGUGGAAUCCCAUACUUGGUUACGCAUGAUGCUCGCACUAUCCGAUACCCCGAUCCCGCUAUCAAAGUCAACGACACCGUUAAAAUCGACCUCAGCACCGGAAAAGUCACCGAAUUUAUCAAGUUCGACACUGGUGUGAUCGCCAUGGUUACUGGUGGUCGUAACAUGGGUCGUGUUGGUGUUGUUACUCACCGCGAGCGCCACGAUGGUGGUUUCAAUAUCAUACACAUCAAAGAUGCAAUUGACAACUCAUUCGCUACCCGAGAAUCCAACGUCUUCGUCAUCGGAAAGGAGAAACCAUGGAUCAGUCUGCCCAAGGGCAAAGGUGUCAAAUUGUCCAUUGCCGAAGAGAGAGAUCGUCGUCGUGCUGUUGCCCUUGCCGGACAAUCGUGA
Exophiala aquamarina CBS 119918 is the source of this 792-nucleotide messenger RNA. RefSeq names its product 40S ribosomal protein S4. The record is from RefSeq and is a predicted model, not a curated record. Gene Ontology annotation, molecular function: structural constituent of ribosome; RNA binding. Gene Ontology annotation, cellular component: ribosome; cytosolic small ribosomal subunit. Lineage: Eukaryota; Fungi; Ascomycota; Eurotiomycetes; Chaetothyriales; Herpotrichiellaceae. The coding region runs from base 1 to 792 and encodes 263 amino acids. The transcript has 4 exons. Gene Ontology annotation, biological process: translation.